Molecule: messenger RNA, 2622 nt
Organism: Osmerus eperlanus (European smelt)
Lineage: Eukaryota; Metazoa; Chordata; Actinopteri; Osmeriformes; Osmeridae
Gene: wnt8b
Product: wingless-type MMTV integration site family, member 8b
Exons: 6
Coding region: 929-2011 (360 amino acids)
Biological process (GO): neuron differentiation; cell fate commitment; canonical Wnt signaling pathway
Cellular component (GO): extracellular region
Molecular function (GO): frizzled binding; cytokine activity
Source: RefSeq, a predicted model, not a curated record
GUGAUUUUUUUGUUCAUGCUCAUUCUGUCAUGUUGAGAUUUGUCAUAUGUCAGAUAUGUAAUCUUGACUAUUCACAGACUAAAAAUUAGCACCCACUCUAGUGAUUCCUAAUAUUUUUUUCAAUAAAUCUCCCCGAAACAAUCACAUACACGACCUUAGUUACUCAAUAGGUUACGGGGGACUACAUGGGGUAUCACUUGAUUACACGACAGAGGCUGUAACACGAAUAAUAUAUAUAUAGGCCUAAACAUUAUAAAGUCUAGGCCAUUCUCUUCCCAACAUAAGUGGUUUCAGCAGUAGGCCUAGGCUACAUUUAGUCAAAAUACUGGCAAAACUGUUCAACUUUUUCAACAUAAACAUCGAAUGCAUUCCUCCUAAACUGGCUCUUUGAUAAACCAGGAUAAUUUCCUCACGAGUAGGCCCACACACUGGAAUCCUUAAAAGCUCAUAUAAAUUCCAUUAAAUAUUUGUUUCCAAAAGGUAACAACAGUAGACUAAUCCGUGGAAAUAGAUCAGUUAACUGUAUCAAACUCUUAACGUGAAGUAUUAACUGUUACGUGCUCAAAACUCGAGAGAUCAGUCAAUGUGUUCUGAUUUCAUAUUAAUUUAGUCGGCUCUAACCAUUGCUUAGCGGGAGCAGAGAGCUCUUCUCAACUAUAGGCCCAGGGCGCCCUUUUGAUCAUUUCAAUCUCUCCUUGGUGCAGAAGUUCUGAUUGGCUGAGGGAGUAAGAAGGGGAAAAUCUUUAAUUAAGCAGAUAAUCUCUUGUUGGGAUGAGAGUGGCUCCAUUUCAGAGCCCCCUCGAAUCCCACAUGAGAACCUUGGCAGCCUGAGUUGAGUCCUGUAUGUAGGUAGCUCUGUAUCCUCUCCACCGUCGCACUGUCUGUCGGCUUUUCAAAGUUAGAGAACUACUGCCAGUCACCUGUCAGGAUGUUCAUGCAUUUGGAGGCCUUCUAUUACAUUUUAAUUUUGAUGGCUCACAUGAGAUCCUGCUGCAGUUGGUCAGUGAAUAAUUUUUUGAUGACUGGACCCAAGGCCUAUCUAAUCUACUCCAGCAGUGUUGCGGCAGGGGCCCAGAGUGGCAUUGAGGAGUGCAAGUACCAGUUUGCCUGGGAUCGCUGGAACUGCCCAGAGAGGGCAUUGCAGCUAUCUACCCACAGCAGUCUGCGCAGCGCAAACCGUGAGACAGCUUUUGUCCAUGCUAUUAGUUCAGCUGGAGUCAUGUAUACCCUCACCAGGAACUGUAGCCUUGGGGACUUUGACAAUUGUGGCUGUGACGAUACCAGAAAUGGACAGCGAGGGGGCCACGGCUGGCUAUGGGGAGGCUGCAGUGAUAACUUGGGCUUCGGUGAGGCAAUCUCCAAACAGUUUGUUGACGCACUAGAGACUGGACAGGAUGCACGGGCAGCCAUGAACUUGCACAACAACGAGGCUGGGCGCAAGGCUGUGAAAGGGACUAUGCAGCGUACGUGUAAAUGCCACGGUGUCUCAGGGAGCUGCACCACUCAGACCUGCUGGCUGCAGCUGCCAGAGUUCAGGGAGGUGGGCAACUACCUGAAGGAGAAGUACCACCGGGCCUUCAAGGUGGACCUCCUCAGGGGGGCCGGGAACAGCGCAGCCAGCUGGGGGGCCAUUGCUGAGACCUUCAGCUCCAUUUCCCGCAAGGAGCUGGUCCACCUGGAGGACUCCCCUGACUACUGCCUGGAGAACCGUACCCUGGGCCUGCCCGGCACAGAGGGGCGUGAGUGUCUGAAGAAGGGCAAGAGCCUGAGCAAGUGGGAGAAGCGCAGCUGCAAGAGGCUGUGUGGGGAGUGUGGGCUGGCCGUAGAGGAGCGCAAAGCAGAGAUGGUUUCGAGCUGUAACUGUAAGUUCCACUGGUGUUGCGCGGUGAAGUGUGAGCAGUGCCGGAAGACAGUGACCAAGUAUUUCUGCGUGAAGAAGGGGGGCCAAAGGGGCAAGAAUGAGAGCGCCGGCAGUCGCAGGAAGAACCUUCGGCUGAGAAAGAAGCACUGAGCACUGCGGUGCUGUGUUAUCACUGCCACAUUAGCAGUCAAUGUGCUCAGAAACAAACAUUUGAAAGUCUAAAUUGGACAAGGUCAGUGUUCUUAUAAAAGGUCACAGAGAUGGAGAAAAGUGUUUCAGUGUGUCUGCAAGUCUACAUAAUAGAUAAAAGGAUGGGAUGCUUUUAGAAUUUAGAAUCUACGGUAUAAAUAUAUUUAAACGUAUAUUUUUGUACAUUUCCUCAAUUUAUAUUUUCAGAGGUUUUUUGGUUUUAUUUAUUCUCAUUAUUUCCACUGAUAAACUUACCACUGAUGAUCUAUUCCUGAGACAUGAUAUGACAAAUUAAUUCAGCCUUUCCAUAGACAGGGAUAGAUAAACAUUUCUAGGUUUUUUCGCUGACAUCACCUGGCAGUGAGGGAUCACGGAUGCUUAUUCAAGCAUGUAUUGAGGCUUGCAUUCCACUCUACCAUACCUUCCCCACUUCUUCCCAGAGGAUGUAUUUAAUUGUAAAUAAAUGAAGCACUUUGUUCUGUACAUUUUUAAUUUAUUGCACAAGUUUUCCUAGUUUUUCUUUUUUCUUAGCUACGUUUAUGACUGUUUUAUAAAAAUGUUUGUAAUUAAAG